UUGCUACAGAAGACACCUUAGAUCAGUGCUUAAAUAUCUUGAUGAUUAAUCAAUUCUAAGAACAAAUAAGCUCUAUUGAGUGCCUUUUUGGUUUUUUUCCCCCUAUUUUGCUCAAUGGGAGAAUUGUUUAUUUUCUUCCAUUUCCAUUAGCACUCCUCAAAAUUUGGAAACUUGCUGUUUGCGUCAUGUUCAACAGAGACUCUAUUCCACGAGAUCUUGGGGGUACAGUUGCUGGUUUGUCGCUCGGAUCAUGCCUGAGUGAAUUAAAAGCGAAAGUUCAUGCGUUCUGUGUAUGUGCUGAUCCUAAUUUUUUGUAUGACUAUGUUCAAUGCCUACUUGAUGAACUCCAUGCAGGUGUUAACUCACACGAUAUAGGCCAUAGGUCUUGGCUAUGCUAG
Messenger RNA from Ilex paraguariensis (yerba mate), 398 nucleotides. The record is from the annotation of a GenBank genome assembly. Lineage: Eukaryota; Viridiplantae; Streptophyta; Magnoliopsida; Aquifoliales; Aquifoliaceae.